AUGUUUACUGACCUGGAAAUCGCCGCCCCCUCCAGAAUCCCCCUCAACGACGAUGCUCAGGAAAGAGGAAAACGUGUAAACCCGCGGAAGGCCCUGCAAGAGAAGCAGAUCAACGAAAUCAGAGCUGCCGCGACCCCGCGCAAAGCAAGCGCCAGGCUGGAGGACCUCGAAAAUGCCACCCCGGGGCCUGGGCCCGGGACGCCAAGGGGAGUGCGUGCGGGAACCAUCCUGGACGAUGGAGAUGAUCCCUUCGCCGUUGGCACCACGCCUGGAAAGCGCGUGCCGAUUCUCGCCAACUUCGAGCAGUGGAUGAAGAUGGCUACCGACAACAAGAUCAACGCAACAAACUCCUGGAACUUUGCACUCAUCGACUACUUCCACGACAUGUCGCUGCUGAAAGAGGGAGACAGCGUCAACUUUCAAAAGGCCAGCUGCACCCUCGAUGGCUGCGUCAAGAUUUACACCAACCGAGUGGACAGUGUUGCUACUGAGACUGGCAAACUCCUCAGCGGCUUGGCGGAUAGCGGUAGUAAGAAGAAAGAUCGGGAAGAGGACGGGGAGGAAAGCGAAGAGGAACUUGAUGAGGAUGGAAAUGUGAAGAAGAAGCCCAAGAAGAAGUCGCAACGAUCCUCGGAAGCAACCCUGGCACCUUCUUUCAAUUCGAUACAGCUCAAGAAAUUCGAACUUGAAUUUGCGGUCGACCCUCUAUUCAAAAAGGCCUCUGCCGACUUUGACGAGGGUGGUGCCAAGGGGCUUCUUCUUAAUCAUCUCAUGAUCGAUUCGCAGGGCCGCAUUGUUUUUGACAGCAGCGACGACUCGGUUGAUGAGGCGGCCAUUGGAAAGAAGCAAGACGAUCACAACGAGGAGGAGGCAGAGGACGAGGAGGCUGAUGACACAGAAAUGGGAAACACAACAAAGGAGCUCGGCCAAGAAGUGGAAGUCCCUGAAUUGGAUGAGGAUGACGACGAAGCUGCCGUUGAAAUCGACUUAGUGUCUCUGCGGCAGAGGUACUUCCCGGAACUGAGUCUCCUCGAUGAGCUUGAUGUGUGCCCGUCGCUCAAAAACUUUGACAUUGGUGACCCCUCGGGUUCCACGGACAUUCCUUUUCUCAAAGCACCGGACGAUUGGCGACAAGACAGGGAUGGCGAAGGUGCUGCCGCCAACGGAGAUAGAUCUGGGAUGCUCAUAGAAGGAGAUGCCCCUGGUUUUGAUGACGAUGACGAACUCGGGCUUGGUGAUUAUGGUAGGGGAGCUGAUCCUGGGUUCGGUGAAGGAGGAGACGCCUGGGCUCGAGAAGCAGCUCUCGAACCACAUAUGCGUGUAUACAAUGCUGGAGAGGAAGGCAUAGACGGUGAAGCUGAUGGGUACACUGACAAGGGCGAGUAUGUCGUGUCAAUGACUGAUCCGCGGAAGAGCGAGAAGGCGCAUGAGGACAUCCUUAGCUUCUUCGACCAAGCGCUCAAAAAGAACUGGACCAGCGCCGAGCACUGGAGAAUCAGAAAGAUCAAGGACAGCAGCAAGCCCACCGAGACCAAGAAAAGAAAAGAAAAGGAGCCCUUCCAGAUUGAUUUUGACGCCCCGACGGAUUCAGCCAUGCACGAUCUACUCUACGCGCAAGCCGCCAACAACGCGGCAAUUAGCAUACCCAAGAGUCAAUGGAAAUCCAAGUCGCGUCACCUGCUUCCUGACGACAAGCAUUUCCAUUCCAGAUCGCUCUUGAGUCUUUUCCUCAAGCCCAAGGCGCGGAUUGGUCAGCGAAAAGUUGGGUUUGGUGGGCGGGGUAUUGCGGCAACUGUCGCAGAUAGCCUCCAAGCUGGCGACCUGGACGAGGCCUUCUGGGCGCGCCAGAGGGAUCCUCUGGACAGCCAUGAUGAUACGGUAGCGCCCCAGGGCGACUACGAUGCCGACUUUUUCCAAGAUGACGGCUUGCCUUUUGCUGGUCAUGACGAUGACGAUGACUUGGAGUUUGCUGAUGCCCGCGAGCACUUCUCCCCAGAUCUCAACGGUGACGCGGGUAUGACCGAGGGAGUCGGUAUCACGGCCAAGUUGGGCGGCGAGAUGACCAAUGCAAUGACCGGUGCCUUUGGCACAACGCUCGUCACGCAGACGAGGAGGAUACGACCUGAAUACGUCCAAUAUGCUAGGGUAGCCAAGAAGGUUGAUGUGCGGCGACUCAAGGAGGAGAUUUGGCGCGGAAUGGCUUUCAGCGAUCUCGAGGCACCACCCACGCCAGCUGAUGACGAACCACUCCCAGGUGUGGGCGAUCCUUCACUCAAGUUCACGUCAGUCAUGAACGGAUUAAAAACCGUCUACCCCAAGAAAAUCAUGGAAGACAUCUCCACGUCCUUUUGCUUCAUCUCUCUGCUCCACCUGGCCAACGAGAAGGGUCUGGUGAUUGAGAAGACAGAGGACCUGGCAGAGCUGAACAUUCGAAAGGACUGGACGGCCGAGGCUACGGAAGAAUGA
Messenger RNA from Clonostachys solani, 2466 nucleotides. The record is from the annotation of a GenBank genome assembly. NCBI's taxonomy places the organism in Eukaryota, Fungi, Ascomycota, Sordariomycetes, Hypocreales, Bionectriaceae.